AUGAUCGACCCACUCAUUGGGAUGACGUUUGACGUGUCGUCAAUGCUGGCCAGCUCCGGUCGUCGAGGUGACGAUGGCUCAGCUCCUCGAGGAGGCAACGGUUCCCAAGUACUGCCCGUCGCCGACCUGCCCGACGACUUUGACGGCGUGCCCGAGGAUGGCAUGCAGUACCUCUUCACCGUCAGGUACGUUCAAGCGAUCAACAUCGGAGUGGGUGUCCGAGUCGACUGACUCAUGCUCCUCGUGACGCAGACAAGAGGCUCGGAAACGACCGAGCAUCAACCGAGUCCCCAAUCCGUACCAAGUCAUCGCGCAAACACCCUCCCCGGCCCCGGCCACACCUCGAGUGCGACAGGUCGGUCGACCCACACAGGCUUGGAGAUCCUCAUUCGUCACCCAGUUCCUCCAACUGCGUCAGGUCAGUCUCUGCUCAUCGCGUGAUCGCCUCUCUGCCUGUCUCAACACGUGCGCUGAUUCUCCUCCCCACAUGAGCAUUAACCCAGAGGAUCGCAGCUGCUCCUGCUCUAUCUUCGUUCCCACCCAUGACCCACAACCCAUUACCUCAACCUCAAGACCAAGGUGCUUGGCAUCUUUUUAUCCACGGACGCAAGACCGCGCAGACGAGCGAUGCAGCCAAGAGAUCUUCCUCUUCGUCGACCGCUUCCCUCUCGACUCGGAUACCAACCGCACCACCACCGGCCGCCGCGACGCAGAGCACAACUACGGAUGUCGACAUGACUCCAGCCGAGUCAGAAGCAGCCGAGUCUCUCCAAGCAGCUAAAUCACAACUUCUCGCCUCGCUCGAACUCGACGCUCCGUCGGCUUCGGAACUACCCGACCCCGAAGAAGAUUCCACCGAGGUCCCCUCCCACCCGCCUCAUUACCCAACUCCGUCCCUCCUCCUCUCCAUUCCAGCAUAUUACAUCCCCCGCCUCUUGUUCCACUUCCAAUACUGGCUCGCGACCAAACAAGAAGACUACGAGAUGGCGAUCAAUUACACAACUUCGACCAUCUUUGCCCCUUCCUCUCUGCGACGAAAGCCCACCACGUCGACCCAGCCCAUGACAGCUGUACCAGUCAAAACCAUCCCUCGACCACCAUUGAUGACGGCACAUGAACUACACUGGCUCUUAUCCCUCUUGACACGCCUCGACACCCUCUUGGACGGUGAAGACAUAUCCACCCUCCGGUCCCUCGUCCGAACCAUCAAGCUGUCGAAUGAGAAAUCCGAGCUCGCCCGACGAGAGAGGGAAGAGGUGAGGAAGGCACCUCGACGUAUAGAGGAGAAGAGGGAGGAUGAGGAUGAGGCUGAACGACGUGGGUUCGGAUGGAUGAUCGUGGCGGUGGUUUGUGGGGAGGUCUGGGGCCAGAGAGAUUUGUGGGACGAGUGA
Microbotryum saponariae is the source of this 1391-nucleotide messenger RNA. The record is from the annotation of a GenBank genome assembly. Lineage: Eukaryota; Fungi; Basidiomycota; Microbotryomycetes; Microbotryales; Microbotryaceae.